Solenopsis invicta (red fire ant) is the source of this 1412-nucleotide messenger RNA. RefSeq lists its product as uncharacterized. The transcript has 8 exons. The record is from RefSeq and is a predicted model, not a curated record. Lineage: Eukaryota; Metazoa; Arthropoda; Insecta; Hymenoptera; Formicidae. Bases 191 to 1207 code for a protein of 338 amino acids.
UUUUGAACCUACAUCACAAUCGGCCGUCGGGACGAAAACCAUCGUUAACCUUGAAAGCUAGAACUAUACUGAAAGCUAGAACUAUACUGAAAGCUAGAACUAUAUUGAUUUAAUGGCCAAAUCGUCUCCGCCUUGACUAGUCCAGGCAAAGGAAGAAGAAGGCAUUGUUUAAAUUCAGGAAAAAACAAAGAUGUUCACUGUUAUUCAGUUUGAUGAAAAAUCUGGGGCAAAUUUGGCCGUUGUCAGCACUAAAUGGUUGACGCCACUCAAGAAAGAAGUUUUCUGGCCACCAUAUAAAAACGUAUCAAGUUUUAACAAAGCGUUAAAAAAACAUGAAGAUGUUAAUGAAAAUGAAUGGACAUUAUACAAUGUGCAACGAAUUUUUUAUGAAACAGACAACAUAGAAGUAGCGCAAAAAAAAGCAAAAGAGGCGGAAAAUACGAGUGAUUUAUAUACGGAUGUAGACUGUAAUACAAUAAGUAAAAGAAAACGGCAACCACCACGACGUCUCUAUGAUUCUGAUAAUUCAUCAACUGAGGAAAGCCAACCAAUUUCAAAUUUUGAACGUCCACCUCCUAUAAAAAGGAUUAAUUUUAAUAACCACUUUGCAAACAAUGAAGUUUCAGUGCCAACUACAUCAAAUGAAAAAGAUUCUUCUCAAUAUAUUAAUAUUAUACCAGACAUUUUAACACCAAGAACGUUGAAUAGUAAUGAAUUGGAUGAAGGAGCAAUUGGAAAUAAAAUGUUAAAUAUUCUAAUUACUAUUAAGGAACAAAAUAAUCAAAUAUUAGCUCAUAUAAGGAAUACUCAACAAGCAAGAAGUGUUGUCACUUUUACAUUACCAGAAAAUUUACCUCUUCAUCUACCAUUAAAAACAAGUGAAGAUGUCAAUCUGUUAGAAGAAUAUAUUAAUGACGAAACUAAUUGUUCUAAUUUGUGCUCAUUUCUGUCCAGUUUGGGAGGUCGAGACACUACAAACAAAACUAAUAAAAUCUUAAAGCAAUUGCUUACCGAUGAUUUAUGUAAAAAUUAUAGUUUUUAUGGAAAACGAUUGGGAAAAAAAUCUUUCUCCACCUUAUUGAUGAAAAAUAUGGUUAUAAACGCAGUUAAAGCUACUACACCAGGGGCUACCAAUCAAGCUAUUGAAGAUUCAAUUAAAGUCUGGUUGAAACACGCUCCUCAACGUAUAAAGAAGAAAUCUAAUUAAUUUAAAAUGUCUGUGAUGUUAUAUAGAAAAUCUUGCGUUGGAAAACGACAAUUAUAUCGAAGAAUUGCCAACGAAAAGGUAAAAUUGUUAAAAGAAUUAAUGGUGUCAAAUUCUCAGGAAUAUAAUGAAGUAAAAAAUGUUAAUGAAAAAGAACAGCAGUAUGAGAGACGUAAAGAAAUAAUAUUAGAUGAUGCUAUUGACAAUA